Molecule: messenger RNA, 2576 nt
Organism: Mya arenaria
Lineage: Eukaryota; Metazoa; Mollusca; Bivalvia; Myida; Myidae
Product: guanine nucleotide-binding protein G(i) subunit alpha-3-like
Exons: 9
Coding region: 177-1436 (419 amino acids)
Biological process (GO): adenylate cyclase-modulating G protein-coupled receptor signaling pathway
Cellular component (GO): heterotrimeric G-protein complex
Molecular function (GO): guanyl nucleotide binding; G-protein beta/gamma-subunit complex binding; G protein-coupled receptor binding
Source: RefSeq, a predicted model, not a curated record
CUAUUAAAUUCAAGGACUAUAUAGUCUGUUUUGCUAAAUUAUCUUUUAAUUUAAUCUUGCCACCAGAAAAAAAUGCACAGCAAAAGUUUUAAGUGGUAACGCCUGUGUUAAAAUUGAGAAACAUUGAUCAUUUUAUAAAUUGUUUUGAAUGUGAAAGGAUAUACAAUAUUUUCGGUAUGGAGAAAAGUACUGGGAAGCCGAAAAGCCGAUUCAAACGAGUUAAAAAGGCGUUGUCGAUGUCAGCAAUGGGAAAGAUGUCCAAGGACGCUUUCAAGAGGAGUCAGAGCAUCGACCAUCAGCUACAACAAGACCUGGAACAGAGGAAAAACGAACUGACACUACUGCUCCUAGGUGGGGCGUACUCUGGAAAGAGCACAUUCGUUAAGCAGUUACGUAUCCAUUACGGGGACGGAUUUCCGGAGGAUGAGAGAGGGCCGUAUAAGCAUCAGGUGCAUGACAACAUAUCCGGGGCCGUCCAUAAAGUUAUUGACCACAUGCGAAUAGAAAACAUCAAGUUUGACAACGACGCAUAUAUGAAUCAAGCCAUAGAUUUCCAGACACGAAACCCGGUGCUUGAUUUUAACGAGAUGCUUAAAAAGACUUACACCCCUGACGAUUUGCAACAACCGGGCAAGGGAGCUAACUCGCUUCUGGCAAUGGCGUGUACAGAACUGGGCAAACGCUUCGCAUAUAUGAGUGUGAAAUGUGGGGGUAUAUCCGAACAUGAUCAGAGACUAUUGCUUACAUUAUGGGAUGACAGCGGCUUUCAGCGGGCAUUCACCGAACUUGUUCACAGAAAGGGUGAAUCAGCUUGCCUUAGGCCGCAGGAAGUUUAUUUCUUAAGUAACCUAGAGCGUAUGUUGUCGGAGAAGUACGUUCCAACGCAUCAAGACAUUCUUUAUAUACGGAGGCCUACACUCGGCGUUAUUGAGCAUCUAUUUAACGUGGACGACCUCAUAUACAGGGUGAUUGACGUGGCGGGUCAGAAAAGCCAGAGGAAGAAGUGGAUCCAUGUGUUCGAGAAUGUGACAGUCGUACUCUUCUUUGUGGCCCUCAGUGCUUUCGAUGAGACAUUAGAAGAAGACGAAUCAUUGAACUCCCUUGAGGACAGUCUGCAGAUGUUCCAUGAAGUUUCACACAAUCACUAUCUUGAACGAACAGACUUCCUACUCUUCCUGAACAAGUACGAUCUCUUCACGGAGAAACUCAAACACGUCCAGUUCAAGACAUUUGUCAAGACCUACAGUGGCGACAACAGUCCAGAAACCUGUAUCAAAUACAUCAAGGACCAGUUCGAGCAAAGUCGCCCGUGUCACAAGCACGUGUACACACACGUUGCGUGCGCAACUGACGUCACUAUGAUGGCAGACGUCCUCUCUAAAGUUCUUAAUAUCGUGGCGGAAAUAAACUUUCGGAAAACUGGAGGACUGUUUUGAAUGCAAAAACUUGAUAUCCUGAAGUACUUUAUGUUUUCAUGUAAGUGUUAGUUAAAGUACCUAUUAGUUGCGAAUUAUUUUCUUUGUCUAAGCUGAACUUUUUUCGAUGUGUCUACGUCCACUCGGAAGUUUAAGCGUGAAGUAUAAAACUCAGAAAACGAUACACGUGAUACACUGUGUGUAAAGUGUUCAGAGUUAACACAGUAAUUGAAGAUUGACACAUAUGAAAUGAUUCAUGGUAUUCAAAAGUAUUGAAAUUAAUAGGGUUAACUGUUGCAAUAAGUCCAUUAUUAAUUGUACAAUGUGGUGAAUUAUUUUGAUAUACUUUGAUUUAUCACAGAAAUGUUAUGAUAUUACAUAACUUUAUAAACAGAGGAUUUUUUUAAAUGAUACAGUUGUUGACGUAAAAUAUGCUGCUUUCAUCCAGAUAUAUUGAUAUGUAAGUCUUCACUCGGUUGCGUUUAUGACAAUUAAAACGGUAAGAACAAAAAUGUUUAUUCAAAAAUGAUCUGUAGAAGUAUUGUAAUUAUCUAUUUCUAUGCAAUGUAGUUCUACAAUAUUUUAUUUUUGUACAUUGUCAUACCAUUUUGAAAGGCUGUGCUCAGGCACAGUUUUAUUGUUGUAGAUAGCAAAUUUCAGCCAUCAAGCGGCUGUACAUAUAUGCUAGUUAUGUUUGUCUCUGUAGUAAUUGUAUAAAGAUCUUUAGGAAUAAUACAGAUCACACAGAUUACUGAUGUGUUCGGCCAUAAUUGCCUGACAAUGCGUCUAUAAAAAUGUCGAUCUUUGUAAGAAUGAAGAACAUGAUUAAAAGCAGGUCUGGAAUAUAAUUAUCAAUUCGUUGUUUAAUUAGUUUAGAACAUUACCUAUUCCGAUCUUUAAAUACCGAAAGGUAGGUAUUGCUUCAUUGCAUGCAUGUUAGUAUUUCAACUUCUGAAUAAGUAAUGUUCUUGUGAACGCUCCUUAAAUGCCUUUUAAUAAUCAAAAACGUGACAAACCAUUCAAAAGAGAUACUUUCGCGUAUACUUUGCAUUACUUGCACAUUAUAUGGCGUUGUUUGUUAUCAAUGUUGUUAUUAAUGUUGUUUACAGCUGUAACUUGUUAUUACUUUGUUGUAUUUCUAAUAUAAAUCAGUCAACCACA